This is a messenger RNA of Nasonia vitripennis (jewel wasp), 1726 nucleotides long. RefSeq lists its product as uncharacterized. Lineage: Eukaryota; Metazoa; Arthropoda; Insecta; Hymenoptera; Pteromalidae. Gene Ontology annotation, biological process: SCF-dependent proteasomal ubiquitin-dependent protein catabolic process. Gene Ontology annotation, molecular function: protein binding. The transcript is spliced from 5 exons. The record is from RefSeq and is a predicted model, not a curated record. The coding region runs from base 205 to 1620 and encodes 471 amino acids. Gene Ontology annotation, cellular component: SCF ubiquitin ligase complex.
UCUCUCUCUCUCUCUCUCUCUCUCUCUGUCUCUCUGGUCGAGUACUUGGUUCUUAUAGAUUUGAAUAUAGUCGUCGACCGCCUGCGUCCGUGAAUAUGUGCGUUGUCUGAAUAGAUAUAGCUACGUGUGUAUUCUUAUUGUGAGCUAUUUGAGUGCUUCGUUAUACGUGUGUAAACAAGUUGAGAUAAGAAAGACAUAAUUAAAAUGGAGUCGGAGAGGAGCGAAAGUGAAUCGCCUAAAGAUUCUUCAACGGACGAAAAACCUUCGGACGAUGAUAAUGAAGAAAUGAGUCUCAGUAAACUUCCGCACGAGCCCCUCAGACUUAUAUUCUUAGAGCUACCGAUUGUCGACAGAAUUAGAAUCCAAAGAGUGAACAAGAUGUGGGAGGUAGUGAGUAAGCAAUCCUGGCUGUCGUGCAAAAGUCUGACUUUCAAAGUGGAUGACUGGGGCUGCAAGUACUGGUCAAAGGGGGGAAUAGAUCAGGUUAGCUUUGAAAAGAUUUUACAACGAUGCAGUCAAAGUUUAAGGCGCAUCGACUUCUCGAAUUAUUAUGGUCCCGACAAAACUAAAUUAACGAAAAAAAACGCGAGCCUCUUCACCAUGAUCGCGAAAUGUUGCCCAAAUAUUACGGCUCUUAACAUCGGCCGUUUGGAGGUCGAUGCUAAGGGAAUCGAAUGUCUAGCGCACCGUUAUUCAAAACUCACUGAAUUCUGCAUCGGCAAGUCUUACGCGAUUAAAGCCGAGCAGCUUAGCGGACCGCUCACGCUCCUAUUUCGAAACAAUAACAAUCUGCAACAUGUCGAAUUGAACAUCGCGUCCGACGGAAAGUGUUUGUUGGAGCUGAAUCCCGUAAUCAUGAAGAAACUCGCGGUGGUCAAUGGUUUUGGCGCUGAGCAGACUAUUUGCCUUGCUCUCAAGAGGUUUGAAAACUUACACAGCUUCGGCAUCACUAAUUAUGCUAAUUACGCUGAUAAGCGUCAGUUUGAUGACAAUGAUGAGUCGUACAUGAAUUUGAUGUUGAAAGCGAUUCGAGCAAGUUCUCAGAGCUUGCAAGAGCUCACGAUCAGAAGCAUUUUGUUCAAUACGAACAUCGAUUCCAACAUCUUCAUAUACUUCAAAAACCUUCGGAAGCUCGUGAUCGAAGGUGACGCAGUAAAGCUCGACCUUGGAAUUGCCAUUGAACACUGCAAAAAAUUAACUUGCAUCAACCUAACUCUUUUUCCAGUGACGGACGAUAAAAUGGCGACUAUCAUGCGAUUGCCCGAACUGCGAGAAUUACAUCUUUCAAAUUUGAGGAAAAUAACCGAUGCUAUAUUCAUCAAUCGCAUGGCAUCUCUGAAGGUAUUUAGUUGCACCCAAUGUCCACAUUUGACAGAGGCCGGCUUGAAAAGCUUGCUAGAAAAUUCGUCCAAGAACUUGGAAAGACUCACCAUUGCAGAAUGCCCCAACGUCAAUCUGGACAACUUGAGCAAUCUCGCUAAGGAAGCGACGGGCUCUCGAAGCAACGGUCCACUUUUAAAAAUCUUAGUGAAGCAAACGGAUGAAUUAUUGUUGGUCGUGGAUAAGAAAGUGACCCGCUUGUCGGAUUACCUUGAACUAGUAGAAUUUGUUUAUGAAUGAUACCAUAGUGGAGAUGAAUGAUAGAUGUACAUAUAUUUUUUAAUGAAAUUGUAAUUUUAAGAAAUUUCCUUGCUAUGAGAAAUACAGUUUUCUUUUAAUAAUACAA